Molecule: messenger RNA, 2457 nt
Organism: Exaiptasia diaphana
Lineage: Eukaryota; Metazoa; Cnidaria; Anthozoa; Actiniaria; Aiptasiidae
Product: ubiquitin carboxyl-terminal hydrolase 3
Exons: 16
Coding region: 91-1569 (492 amino acids)
Biological process (GO): protein deubiquitination
Cellular component (GO): cytoplasm
Molecular function (GO): zinc ion binding; cysteine-type deubiquitinase activity
Source: RefSeq, a predicted model, not a curated record
CCCUCGCACAUUUUAUAGGGAGAACUUAUAAAGGUCAACUUGAACUGAUUUUCUUGAAGUUGUAAAGAUUUCCUCCCCAAGAAUUGGACGAUGGAGUGUUCCCACGUCAACGAUUCAGUAAAAAUUGGUCCACAGUUGAUCAGAACGAUUCGUACAGAGAAAUCUUCGCACUGGACUUGUUCAGUUUGUCGAUCRUCGAAAAGUUCUUGGAUUUGUCUACGAUGUGGUGCCAUCAACUGUGGAAGGUACGUCAAUGCUCAUGCAAAGGCUCAUCACGAGAAGAAUUCUCACCACUGUCUCUGUCUCGAUCAGAGUCUUGCCGCAUUUUGUUAYUCUUGUGACGAAUUUAUUAUAAACGAUAACAAGAGUGGAGAUAUUCAGAAGAUACGAGAGAUGAUUUUGGAGCAUCAAAAUAGUCCUAGAAAACGUAAAAUUCAAGCUGACGAUGAAUGCAAACAUCAUGGCAAAUCAAGAAAACACCCAGAAGUAGAUCAAGAAAAUGUUGGUAGAGUCAAACAGCUKCCAGGACUUAGAAAUCUUGGCAAUACAUGUUUCAUGAAUGCUAUUCUUCAAUCAUUAAGCAAUAUCCAGCCAUUUAGCUGUUAUUUCAAGGAUUUACCUGCAUUUGAAUUACGAUCAGAAAACUCYCUAAAAAAGAUGCCUUAUUUUACUAGGAGUAGAAAACCUGAUGAAGGGUGUCUUGUCGAAGAACUUCGAAAAGUUCUGUGUGCAUUAUGGCAAGGCGGAGGUGUUAGUCACUCACCAGAUUCACUAUUUCAUGUAGUGUGGAAGGUUGUACCUAGAUUCAGGGGAUACCAACAGCARGAUGCACAUGAAUUCAUGCAUUAUCUGCUGGACAGAGUACACACAGAGCUCAUAUUAUCACAGAAAGCCUGCUUUGGCAAAGAAACAAUAGUUACUGGAAUAUUUGGUGGAAUUUUACAAAGUGAAGUAACUUGUCUGACGUGCAUGACAGAAUCUAAGACACAAGAUCCAUUUUUAGAUCUUUCUCUAGAAAUUCCUCCUGCGUACCAAACUAGAAAGGGAAAGUCAAAGGAAAAUCCAUGCAAAAUUCAAGACUGUAUGACUCAUUUUGCAGAACUUGAAAACUUAGCRGAAUCAGAGUUGUACAUGUGUCCAAAUUGUAACUUGAAACAGAAAUCGACAAAGAAAUUUUGGAUUAAAAGACUACCAAAUGUGCUUUGUCUUCAACUGAAAAGAUUUCGUUUUCAAUCAUUUUUACGAACGAAGUUGGAAACUUAUGUACAAUUUCCAAUGAGAGGGCUUGACAUGUCACCAUACGUUCUUCAGGACAAAGAUGCCAGGAAGCCAAUAUUAUAUGACCUGGCAGCUGUUGUAGUACACCAUGGCAGUGGGGUAAGUGCUGGUCACUACACAACAUUUGCUUGUCAUGAUGGCUCCUGGUAUAACUUUAAUGACAGUAGUGUAACGCGAACAGAUGAAGACCACGUUUUGAAAUGCAAAGGAUACAUUUUCUUCUACACGAGACGGCAGCCCAACAUGUCAGUAAUAGAGAAACUUCGAGGUCAGAAUCCCAUUUGUAGAUAGACAAUAAUUUUCUUUGAAAUAUGUAAACUUCAUUAUGUACAGAUUUUCUAUUUUUUGAGUUUUAAUUAACAGAAUGUAAAAAAAAAGAACCUUGUCGAUAUAGUGGUAAAUAACUCAUUGUUGAAAAAUACAGUUUUUCUCUUGUAACAUCUGGUCGAGGAACAGAUUGUGAUAGUGAACAAUCAAGUUAAGAGCUAGUUAAUUAUAGAAGUAAUCCGAAAAACUGUUGAAAAACUGUACAAGUAGAGAAAAGAUAGGAUAUUUUACCGAAGUCACUCUAAUAUGUAAAAAAAUGCCAGAAGACACUUUGUUUACAAUUAAAAGUUUGAAAUGAUAUUGUUCGACAGUCACAAAGAAUCGAAAAUUGGUUUAGUGUACAGUGUACUGCCAUCUCUAUUGUUUCUGGAAUCCUAACGAGCAAAGUGCUCUCCAGCAAGUGUAAAUGAGAUUCUAAUAAACGGAAGCUCAUGAGUACGACUAAUUACAUCAAAUUCAGGACAUUUGAGAAUUGAAGUAUGAAGUAUUAGCCGAUUUGGUUAACUAYAAUUUAGUUCAACGMAGGGAUUUUUCAUCCUACAUAGACGAACAUAAAUGAAUCCUAGCCAAGAAGUCAAGUACCAGAAUUAUUGAUAUAACAAAAUACUCUUGGAUACUUGUAUAUUUUGUACAAAUGUUCGAGACAGUUUUCAGUGUAAUUAAUGAAGCCUUACCAAAGCCCUAAACUUUUAUUAUUAUUUUUUACCUUUUUGAAUUGACAAUUAGCAUGCAAUUGUAAGGAGCSGUUGKCGUUACUUCUAUUUCCAAUUUGUCUUUUUCUUGGUAAUGAGGUUAAGAACCUAUUCAAUUAACUGUCUUGWAAAGUAAUUAUCAUUUUUACUGACCAACAAA